Molecule: messenger RNA, 1326 nt
Organism: Penicillium chermesinum
Lineage: Eukaryota; Fungi; Ascomycota; Eurotiomycetes; Eurotiales; Aspergillaceae
Product: glutamate 5-kinase
Exons: 5
Coding region: 1-1326 (441 amino acids)
Cellular component (GO): cytoplasm; cytosol
Molecular function (GO): ATP binding; RNA binding; glutamate 5-kinase activity
Source: RefSeq, a predicted model, not a curated record
AUGACGGGCCCAGGACUCAGGAUUGUGAUCAAACUCGGAACGAGCUCUAUCGUUGACGAGAAGACACACGAACCAAUUCUGUCGAUUCUGACAUUGAUUGUUGAGACGGUCGCCAAAUUGCGCAAGGAUGGCCAUCAGGUGGUUCUGGUUUCGUCUGGUGCUGUGGGGGUUGGCUUGAGGAGGAUGGAUUGGGAUGAAAGACCGACCGAUCUGCCACGAAUACAGGCGCUCGCUGCUGUUGGCCAGUGCAGGCUGAUGAGUUUAUGGGAUAAUCUCUUCUCGCACCUCCGAGUCCCAGUGGCUCAGAUCCUUUUAACGAGAAAUGAUAUUGCGGACAAUACCCAAUAUGUCAACGCUCAAAACACGUUUGAGCAAUUAUUUAACAUGGGCGUGGUUCCCAUCGUGAACGAAAAUGAUACCCUGGCCGUUUCUGAAAUUAAAUUUGGCGACAAUGAUACCCUCUCAGCGAUCACCGCGGCCACAGUCAAGGCCGACUACCUAUUCUUGAUGACCGAUGUCGAUGCUCUGUACACCGCAAAUCCGCGCCGGGACCCCCACGCAAAGCCCAUCGAAGUUAUUUCGGACAUUUCGACACUAGAAGCGGAUGUCUCAUCAGCUGGGUCUUCUCUUGGGACCGGAGGCAUGAGCACAAAGAUCACCGCUGCAAAACUUGGGACAAGCGCAGGCGUGACAACAAUCAUUACCAAAAGCUCCAAGCCAGGCAAUGUCCACGAGAUCGUAAAGUACCUGCAGGAUCUCCGAAACAACCCAGGUUCUGGCGAGCCUGUGAACGACGAUCCUGCUAAUGAUUCCCCUCGGCCACCUCUCCACACUCGAUUUCUUCCUUCCGGCACCCCAAUUAAAUCGCGGACAUUCUGGCUCCUCCAUGGACUCACACCACAUGGAACCCUCUAUAUCGAUCACGGGGCAUACCAUGCUCUUCUCCAUAAUAAAGCCAGUCUCUUGCCAGCUGGUGUUGUUGGUGUUGAGGGCCAUUUUGGACAACAUGACGCAGUACGCCUAGUGGUUGUUGAGCGAGCAUCUGCGGAUGCGCUGGAUGGAACCAAACCCCAUCACAGUCAGGAGCACAAAGAAGUCGGUCGCGCCAUUGUCAACUAUGGAAGCAUUGAGAUCGAGCACAUCAAGGGUCGCCGGAGUACCCAUAUCCAGGCCGUGCUUGGGUAUGCCGACAGUGAUUAUGUUGCCAGCCAUGAGAACAUCUCAUUUCACCCCGAAGACUUUUUCCCUCAGCCUGAUAGUCCGGUGUUGACGCCGGCGCUGGAGGAAUGGAGAUCUAGAUCUCCUAACAAAAAUGGAAAUUCAUGA